AUGCGUGCCACUUUCGCUCUGCGCAACGUCGCCCGGACUCCCCUCAUCCGCUUUGUGGGCAAGCGGACUGUCCCUCAGUCUGUGGACCACACUCCUCGAGUUCACCCUGCCUCUCCCUCGGGCAUUUUGCCUGACUCCUUCGCCGCCUACCGUGUGAAGGCUCAGCAGCACGGCCCCCUCGGGCGCGCCUCGUUCAACAGCACGAUCGGGGGCCACUCUGGCCACUCUCUGGGCCCGGUCCAGGCGAAGGCUGGUGAAUUUUUCGACCGCGCUGAGCUGCCCUCGCGCUUCGGUCGCCUGCCGUGGUCCGAGGCGGAGAUUGAGGCUGUCGAGACGGGCGGUGCCAGCAUGUUCGCAUAA
Molecule: messenger RNA, 360 nt
Organism: Penicillium alfredii
Lineage: Eukaryota; Fungi; Ascomycota; Eurotiomycetes; Eurotiales; Aspergillaceae
Product: alpha-ketoglutarate dehydrogenase subunit KGD4
Exons: 2
Coding region: 1-360 (119 amino acids)
Biological process (GO): 2-oxoglutarate metabolic process
Source: RefSeq, a predicted model, not a curated record